Molecule: messenger RNA, 1683 nt
Organism: Manacus vitellinus (golden-collared manakin)
Lineage: Eukaryota; Metazoa; Chordata; Aves; Passeriformes; Pipridae
Gene: ERP27
Product: endoplasmic reticulum protein 27
Exons: 7
Coding region: 1-1221 (406 amino acids)
Biological process (GO): response to endoplasmic reticulum stress; protein folding
Cellular component (GO): endoplasmic reticulum
Source: RefSeq, a predicted model, not a curated record
AUGUCCAAUGCUGUGGAUGAGGAUGUACCAGUGGCAGUGCCAGUGAAGCUCUCCAAGGCUGGCACAGCCAGCACCACAGAGAAACCUGUCCUGUUAAACAACAUCGCAGAUGCUGAAGCCUUUGUCAGUGGUGCAGAGGUGGCAGUCAUCGGAUUCUUCCAGGCUGGGACGGAAGGGGCGCUCGGCGCCCGCCUGCUGACGGCCCCGGCAGAGCGAGGACGGGGGCCGGGGCCGGGGCGUGUGCGUGACCCCCGCACCCGCGGGCCGCGCAGGACGGCGGGGGCCGCUCCGGGCCGUGGUGCGCGCGGCGGGCGGCAGGUGUCGCUCUCGCACCGCCCCGGGGGCGGGCGGCGGGGUCGGGGAGUGCCCGGGGGGGCUGCGCCCGUCACCGCCCGGCCGUCACCGCCCGGCCCGUCACCGCUCGGCCCGUCACCGCCCGGCCCUUCACCGCCGGCCCGUCACCGCCCGGCCGUCACGCCCGGCCGUCACCGCCGGCCCGUCACCGCCCGGCCCGUCACGCGCCCGGCCCUCACUGCCCGGGCCCGUUUCACCGCCCGGCCCGUCACCGCCCGGCCCUUCACUGCCCUCCCUCUGCCUCCGCAGGAACCGGAGAGCGCCGAAGCGUCCCAGUUUCGCCUGACGGCCGGCCGGAUCCCGGAGGUGCCCUUCGGCCUCAGCACCAGCCCCGCCGUCCUGUCCCACUACGGCGUCUCGGCGAACACGGUCACGCUGUUCCGCAGGGCAGACAAUGACCGGAGGAAUCUGGAUAUGAACAACGAAGAUGUCGAUACUGAGAAGAUGACUCGUUUCGUUCGGUUGAAUGAGCUCCGCCUGGUGACAGAGUACAACCCUGUGACAGCAGUAGGUGUGAUGCAGAGUUCGCUCCAGUUUAACCUCCUCCUGAUCACAGACAAGAUGUCCCCAAAGCACCCUGAGCGAAUGCGCAAGUUUCGGGCAGCAGCAGAGCUCUUCAAGGGAAAGAUUCUCUUUAUCCUGUUAGACAGCAAUUUGAAGAGCAAUGAACCAGUAGUGUCAUACUUCCAGCUGAAGAAGUCCCAGCUGCCAGCUCUGGCUAUAUUCCACACACCAGAUGAUGAGCAUGAUGUGAUGACUGUGGAUGAAAUCUCCAUUGAGCAUGUGAAGGACUUCUGUAAUCGUUUCAUACAAAGAAUGAAGAAGAAAGAAGAUGAAUCUGAGAAGCCCCUCAAUGAGGAACUCUGAUUCUUUCUCAGCCAACAGGAUGACUGUGCCCAGAAUCAUCUUAUUCUGGUGUAUUAAGAGUUCACUUCACCCUGCAGCUCGACAAUUUCUGAACCAAGUUGGUCAUGUAUUCCCAUCACCAUUCUAUGUAUAUAUGUGCUGUCUAUCCUCUCCAGAAAUCUCUUAUCUCUUCUCAUUUGUUGGUUCCAGUUCACUUCUUUUCAGUACUCCAGCACCUUUGGUAUUGCCUUACGAUGUGUCCUUCCAUGCCACUCUGUUGGAGCAAAGAGUGGCGUAGCAAAAUGGCAAUAUCAGAGGUAAAGCUAGUAGUUCCCAGGGAUCUGUUUCCCUCAUUCUCUUGGCUUUUGGUGAUAUGCUGAGAUCCACUGUCAGCCUUUCCUGACACUACAAAUGGAUUGGUUGCAUGAUGUCACAUGAACUUUUCCAUUUAUUUUACUAAAUAAAGCAGAAAGUGAAUAGCCU